Messenger RNA from Clarias gariepinus (North African catfish), 1206 nucleotides. RefSeq lists its product as uncharacterized. The transcript is spliced from 6 exons. Bases 595 to 1206 code for a protein of 203 amino acids. NCBI's taxonomy places the organism in Eukaryota, Metazoa, Chordata, Actinopteri, Siluriformes, Clariidae. The record is from RefSeq and is a predicted model, not a curated record.
UGGAUGUGGUUAGUGCAGCACAGAGCCUCAUCUCUGUGCUAACACAGACUCUUAAUCAGAGUCCUGUAACACCACGUCCACAAGGUCAAGUUCAGGGUCAGGGCCAGCAGACAGCAGUGCAAGAACAAAGACAGACAAAUACCACCAUUGAUCAGGACAUGGCCAGGUGCAUUUUGCUGGCCACACAGAGCGUGGAUGCCCAAUCAAAUACUUAAAAUCUUUAAUUUGCAGGCACUCUGUACAUAGUUAACCCCUUACAGUACAGUAGUUGACAAAGUUAAACAAACUUAGUUAAACAUGAAAUUAUUUUUAUGACUAUUUAUCUACCAACAUUAAUUUUAUGUUGGAAAACAAAAAUAAAUACAUUUUCUUUUCCUUGUAGGGCCUUUCCUAGCAUGUUUCGAAGACAUGCAAUCUGUGGAAAAAAAAAGAAUACAUUUAGCAUCCCGAACACAUACCAAGCCUGCAAAAGCAUUUAAACCUUAUGAUUUAAAUGUGUAUCUCCUGGAUAAAAAUUCUGAGACCACCCCUUCACCUUCACAUGAACUCAAGCCUGUGUAAGCAGGGCUUGGCAAAAGGACAAUCUCAAUUACAAUGGACAUGACACAUUCAGAGUUUUCCAGCUUACUGUAUGAAGCAUUCCCAAAAAUGGAGGGUUUGAGUGGAGGAUGGAUGCUUUAUAAGGCUACUGGGGGGUGUGGUGUAAGGCGGCUAAACAUUAUUCCUCCAGACUCAGAAGGUUACACUGGAUCCCAAAUCAAAACUGCCUCUGCAUCUGGAAAGACAAUGCUGUAUGUAGUUCCUCUGCAAGAGGAACUGGACCUUAAUCCUCUCCCUAAUGAUGCCAGAAAAUUCAAAAAAAUGCCAAAGGCUACUUGCCAAAUGUGCAACAAAAGCAUGCCCCUGCAGGUGCUGGCUCUCCACAUUCAGGUUUGCAAGUCACAUGAUUCAGCAUCUUCAAAUGAAGAGACAGAAGUCCAGUUUGUCUCAGAAAGCAAUUUGGAUGAGAUGAAACAAGAAAAUUCUUCAUCUGAGUCUGUUUUACCAUGCCCAAUAUGUCAGCUGAAGUUUCCUGUGGACAAUCUUGAACUGCAUGCCAGCCUUUGUGGAGAACAAAAUCUAUUGGAGUCUUUUUUACACAAUGAUGAUCCUUGUAUUACUGAUGAUACAACAGGCAAUUCAAGCUCUCAACAAGUAUUAUGGUAA